GUGAAGGAAAAAAAAUCUUCGUCAAAACGUGACUAGUCAGUCAUACGAAAUUCUGACACAGAGGUGAAAAAAGCCAUCUUACCGUUAAAGAAACCAAGAGCGAAGAGAGCUCACUGGAACUGGAUAGGAAAAUGGCCGUACAGUCUUGCUCAAUUCCCCUUCUCUCAUCUCUUUCCUUACCCAAAUUUAGCCCUAAUUCUUCAGAAGCUUCAACUAGGGUUUCCAUUCCUUCCAGAAGGUUCUCAUCAUCAUCAUGGAGAUUGAACGCGACGGGUUUUUCUGAAAUUGAGCCUGAUCUCAACGAAGACCCAGUCGAUCGUUGGGCCACCAACAGUGUCAGCGCGGAAGAUUUUGUGUAUGGAGUUUAUGAUGGGCAUCAUACUUUCCAUGAAGGCGAGGACAACAAAGGAACUUUUUGGGAAGCACUAUCAUCAGAAAUUGCAUCAGUAGACCCACCAACUGGUUUCCAAGGGCUUAUUUCGUGGCUGUUUCUUCCAGCAGCUGCAGCUGGGAUGUACUUCAAUGCUCCUGGGGAGUACUUGUUCAUUGGGGCAGGUUUAUUUACAGUGGUGUUUUGCAUCAUUGAGAUGGAUAAGCCAGAUAAACCCCACCACUUUGAGCCUCAAAUUUACAAUAUGGAGAGAGGAGCUCGUGACAAGUUAAUUUCUGACUACAAUACAAUGGACAUUUGGGAUUUCAAUGAGAAAUAUGGAGACCUUUGGGAUUUCACCAUCAAGAAGGAUACUACAACAAUAAAAAAUAGAUGAGAUCCAUACAAUCUAAUGAAUAUUCUUAGCCAGCAAAAACAUGAAAGGUAUACAUAAUAUAUUUGAUUGUCUGUCCAUUCUCUCUUUUUUUUACUAUUAUUUUUCGGCUACCUUAAGAUGAGCUGUUUUGUUUAUACACCAGACCAAGUAGUUGUAAAUUUAUAUGUAUCAAAGGCAUGUGGUUACAACAAA
Molecule: messenger RNA, 959 nt
Organism: Humulus lupulus (European hop)
Lineage: Eukaryota; Viridiplantae; Streptophyta; Magnoliopsida; Rosales; Cannabaceae
Product: photosynthetic NDH subunit of subcomplex B 5, chloroplastic
Exons: 5
Coding region: 132-767 (211 amino acids)
Biological process (GO): response to oxidative stress
Cellular component (GO): chloroplast
Source: RefSeq, a predicted model, not a curated record